This is a messenger RNA of Aspergillus caelatus, 780 nucleotides long. RefSeq lists its product as uncharacterized. The transcript has a single exon. Lineage: Eukaryota; Fungi; Ascomycota; Eurotiomycetes; Eurotiales; Aspergillaceae. The record is from RefSeq and is a predicted model, not a curated record. The coding region runs from base 130 to 690 and encodes 186 amino acids.
GAAUUUUCACCUCCGACUUCCUCACCUCCACACAAUCUCUAUCUUCAACCAUACAUCUAACAUCCCCAAAACAAAGCAAACCCACCACAACCCAGCCCAAACAGAACCAACACUUAAAACAAAAAAACAAUGGAAGAGGGCCCAGAAACCACCCUCCAAAGACUCACCACCCAACUAACGACCACCCCGCAAGCCUUCCCAACAUGCUGCCUCUCACUCUCCACACCCCUCCUCGAAACCUUGGCAACCCUUCUCCCCAAGAAACCAAACUACACUCUCUCAAUCGGCAGCGGCAGCGGCCUCCUCGAAGCCCUCCUAACCCACAACUACCCAACCCUCCAAAUCGAAGGCGUCGACGUAAACCCCACCGUAAACCGCUACAUCGCCGAACACGACAUGCACGUUGUCACGGGCACCUGGGAUCUCCUGUCCUGGCGCGUGCCCGGCGCAAAGGCGUGGAUGUUUGUCUAUCCGCGGGAGCCGAAGUUGGUGGAGAGGUAUAUUGAGACGUUUGGGGAGGGGGGUGUGGUGGAGGUGAUUUUGUGGUUGGGGCCUAGGGCGGAUUGGGGGGAUUAUGUGGGGUGUUUUGAGGGAAGGGGGUUUGGGGUAGAGAGGGUUGUUGGUGUUGAGGCGGGGUUGGAGGGGUUUGAGAUGUUGGCGAUUGUUAGACGGGUUAGUUCUUCUGGUUAGGUUUGUUUCUUUUAUUGGGGGGUUCUUUUUCUUUUUCUCUUUGAUUAUGUGUGUGUGGGGUGGGGGUUGUUGUUUGAAUGUUUCUUUGGU